Hippocampus zosterae (dwarf seahorse) is the source of this 1266-nucleotide messenger RNA. It is a transcript of the gene rassf4a, whose product is annotated as Ras association domain family member 4a. The record is from RefSeq and is a predicted model, not a curated record. Gene Ontology annotation, biological process: signal transduction. The coding region runs from base 144 to 1079 and encodes 311 amino acids. The transcript has 11 exons. Lineage: Eukaryota; Metazoa; Chordata; Actinopteri; Syngnathiformes; Syngnathidae.
GCCCAUCUCGGUGUCAGUUGUCUGCGCGGCUUUCAGAUAGCACAGCGCCCAGAGGGAGGGCAAGAAGACUGCUCAAAGAUAAGCGGCGUAGUCCACUCGAAGGAACACGGAGAACUCAAGUGCUAUGCUGGACUCUCGUCAGAAUGGGAGAGCAUCAAACUUACGUGAAGCUCAGUGAAGACAAACUCAUCCCCAAGUCUGACAUCCUGUUGCUGCUUCGCACUUACAACUGCUACCAUGAAGGCAAGAACUUCCAGCUGAGGUCUCGCGAGGAGGAGGAGUGGGGCCUCAUGCUGGAAGGUUUGCUGAACAUCCACUGGGGUCUACAUCGGCCAAUCAGACUACAAAUGUACGAUGACAACGAAAGACUGCGCCCCAGCCGGAAUAACAUGUCAGCAAUUUCAAAGGCGCGAUCAACAGAGUCGAACAAUAAUUCACUGAGCAGGGAAAAUGGACCUGGAGAGGUGGAGGGGGAGGGGGUGCUGGAGGAAGAGGAGUCUCCACAGCUGCCGAGGACCAGAAGCGACGCUUCCUUCAUGCACGUCCAGAGGAGGUCGAGGACAAACACCGCCAGAGACCUCCAGCGUUUACGCACACACAGGUUCUCCAUCAACGGACACUUCUACAACCACAAGACAUCUGUGUUCACUCCGGCCUUUGGUUCAGUGACCAAUGUACGAGUAAACAGCGCCAUGACGACAGUACAGGUCCUUAACAUGUUGCUACAAAAGUUUCGGGUGGAAAAUAAAUCAGAGGAAUUUGUUCUUUAUAUGGUCCACGAGUCUGGCGAGCGCACCCAAUUGCGGGACAGCGAAUACCCGCUGGUGACUCGAGUGCUUCAUGGACCUUGUGAGAUGAUCUCCAAAAUCUUCAUCAUGGAGGCCGACCUGGGAGAGGAAGUCACUUACGAUGUUGCCCAGUACAUCAAAUUUGAGAUUCCGGUUUUGGACAGCUUUGUGGAGAAGCUAAAAGAGGAAGAAGAGCGGGAAAUAAACAAACUGAUAAAAAAGUACAUUGCAUUGAGGUCAAUGAUUGUCCAUCAGCUGGAGUGCAAAACUCACCCCUGUGACCCAGUAUAAAGAGGAGCGUGUGUGUGUGUGUGUGUGUGUGUGUGUGCGUGUGUGUGUGUGUGUGUGUGGAUAGUCUUAUUUAUAUAUUCACAAUUUGUAUGACACAUUCUUACUGCUUACUUGUGUUUUUGUUAUGUAAUAUGAUCGUAAUGUUUUCUAUGACUUUUAUGUAAUAAAUCAACUGUGUGGCCUUAAA